Molecule: messenger RNA, 718 nt
Organism: Verticillium dahliae VdLs.17
Lineage: Eukaryota; Fungi; Ascomycota; Sordariomycetes; Glomerellales; Plectosphaerellaceae
Product: paxneb protein superfamily
Exons: 1
Coding region: 53-406 (117 amino acids)
Biological process (GO): tRNA wobble uridine modification
Cellular component (GO): elongator holoenzyme complex
Source: RefSeq, a predicted model, not a curated record
CUUGCACGCUCUACGGGCAUUACUUCGAAAAUACGGUUCCCGCUUGUCAGCGAUGAUUUCGGUAUCGACAGCCCUCUAUUCCAGAUCCACGGGUCUCGUACGGUGGAUGGAAACCCUGUUAGACGGUGUCGUGGAGCUAGUGCCACUGCAGCAACCAGUUCACGCUCAGCCGGGGUCGAAAUCAGACGACGCCGCCCAAGGAAUGCUCAACAUACACCGUCUUCCUGUAUCCGGUGAGCUUGGCAUUGGCCCAGGAGGCAGGCUCUCUCAAGAGAAUCUUUCCUUCAAGUUGAGCUCAUCGAGCGGGUUGGUGAUCAAACCCUAUAGCCUGCCUCCUGUUGGGAACACUGCAGAUGCAAAUGACGCUGCCUCAAAAGAUACUAAGACCCAUGAUCUAUCAUUCUAAUGAAACGGCGAUAUUUUCUGAGACAACCCUGCAGAUGAGGCCAAGGAGUUAUGGGACUCGUAUGCUCGCUGAGAGCAGCUGCCAUUAGCCAUACCAAUGACAACAAAAUAAUGCAACACAUGAGCAACGUGAUAACAAGGGAUUUCAUUCGACCGUAUUCCUUGGGUCAGAUGUAGCCUUUCCACAUAGAGUCAUAGUGGGCGGGCCCUUAAGAGUACCCUUCUUAGAUAUGAAUAUUGCCUGGAUCACGCACCAUAGAAAGUGCAUAAUGUGCUUAGAUAGAUAUCUGCUAAACAGACAUUGAAUUUCUGA